GUUUACAGGGUCUAUGCCUACUACUACAUAGUGGAAUCAAGGACAUGGUACCCGAAUUUAUGGCGUGUUGUGAACCUGAUCCACGUGCUUUUGCUUUUGGCCCACUGGUUCGGCUGUUUUUACUACAUGCUCUCGGAAUAUGAAGAUUUUCACGGGGAAUGGGUGUAUCCGAACCCUCGUGGUGCCUUUGGUACCCUAACCCGAAAAUACCUGGCUUCCAUGUACUGGAGCACCUUGACUCUGACGACCAUCGGCGACCUUCCCACUCCGGAAACAAAUCGACAUCGGUUGAUGUACGGCACCACCACAGCCAGGACUAGUAAUUAUGACUCAUCCCUGGCGGACGCCAUGAAUGCGACGAUGAUGAGCGCCAUCCCCGACGAGGCUGUCGAUUUCCUGCUGGUCGGGUCCAGCACCCAAGUGCCAUUCCUGGGUGGCCAGAAGAAGCGUUUGCGACGCUCGCGACUCUUGCAGUUCGCCACCAACUCGGGGUACUUGUUUACAAUCGUCAGCUACAUGAUCGGGGUAUUCAUUUUCGCCACGAUUGUCGGUCAAGUUGGGAAUGUGAUCACGAACAGAAACGCCAACCGGUUGGAGUUCGAACGACUUCUGGACAGCGCAAAACUGUAUAUGAGACACCACAAAGUUCCUAGAGAUAUGCAGAGGAGAGUCCAACGUUGGUAUGAUUAUUCCUGGUCGAGGGGUCGACUUCAAGGCGGGGGUGACAUAAAUACUGCCCUGGGGAUUUUGCCCGACAAACUGAAAACUGAGCUUGCCUUGCAUGUGAACUUGAACACGCUGAAAAAGGUGACGAUAUUCCAAGAAUGCCAGCCCGAGUUUUUGCACGACCUAGUGCUGAAAAUGAAGGCGUACAUUUUCACACCCGGGGAUUUGAUUUGUCGCAAAGGAGAAGUCGCCAGGGAAAUGUUCAUCAUCGCCGACGGCAUCCUGGAGGUCAUUAGUGAAACUGGGAAGGUGUUGACAACCAUGAAAGCAGGGGAUUUCUUUGGAGAAAUCGGCAUCCUAAAUCUGGACGGCUUCAACAAGAGAACAGCUGAUGUGAGAUCAGUUGGUUACUCGGAGCUUUUCAGCCUGUCCAGAGAAGAUGUUUUGUCAGCCAUGAAGGAUUAUCCAGAUGCCAGAGAAAUUCUGCAAACCCUAGGAAAAAAGAGGUUGAUGGAGGCCAAAAAACAAGCAACUCUGUAUCAGGCCAAGGGCCAAAAUUUGCACCCCAAUGCUGAACCAGCUGGUGUGGUGAAGACUCAAGUCCACAGCAAACGAUUUGAAACUGGGAAGGUGUUGACAACCAUGAAAGCAGGGGAUUUCUUUGGAGAAAUCGGCAUCCUAAAUCUGGACGGCUUCAACAAGAGAACAGCUGAUGUGAGAUCAGUUGGUUACUCAGAGCUUUUCAGCCUGUCCAGAGAAGAUGUUUUGUCAGCCAUGAAGGAUUAUCCAGAUGCCAGAGAAAUUCUGCAAACCCUAGGAAAAAAGAGGUUGAUGGAGGCCAAAAAACAAGCAACUCUGUAUCAGGCCAAGGGCCAAAAUUUGCACCCCAAUGCUGAACCAGCUGGUGUGGUGAAGACUCAAGUCCACAGCAAACGAUUGCCUCAAGCAGUGACAGCAGCACUGCUGAAAACAGACAAAAGCGACAGUGACUCCCAACAAACCCCAUUCAAUAGACACAACAUUGUGCAAAGACUUCGCAGCGACGUUCGGGAAUGGAAACAGCAACUCAUGCAACGCAGUCCCAAGACGUGUCGGAAAGACACUUCCGUUCUAGUUUCCAGCGCAGCUGCCAUCAAUGGAGCCAAACUCCGAAUGUUUCCAGCACCCGGUAGUGGAGGAGGAGGAGACUCCGGCGGGGAAACAAGCAGCAAGAUGAUUUCAGCAGCACCCGGUAUCAACAAAGUCGGGGAUUUCAAGAUUGGAUCGAGUUCGGAUGAAAGCGACCCGUUGUUGGUCGCGAGUUCCCAGCAGCAGAGGAAGUUAAACGGGGCGAGAAAGCCUGCUAAUUUCAGGAAAAAUGGCAGC
Messenger RNA from Notodromas monacha, 2031 nucleotides. NCBI's taxonomy places the organism in Eukaryota, Metazoa, Arthropoda, Ostracoda, Podocopida, Cyprididae. The record is from the annotation of a GenBank genome assembly.